Poecile atricapillus (Black-capped chickadee) is the source of this 6369-nucleotide messenger RNA. It is a transcript of the gene SRCAP, whose product is annotated as Snf2 related CREBBP activator protein. The transcript is spliced from 42 exons. Gene Ontology annotation, molecular function: ATP binding; ATP hydrolysis activity; ATP-dependent chromatin remodeler activity. Bases 1 to 6354 code for a protein of 2117 amino acids. Lineage: Eukaryota; Metazoa; Chordata; Aves; Passeriformes; Paridae. The record is from RefSeq and is a predicted model, not a curated record. Gene Ontology annotation, cellular component: Swr1 complex.
AUGGCGGCGCCCACAGAACACAGAUGGCGGCGCCCACGGCCCUCUGGCUGGAGGGCCAAGAUGGCGGCCUCCACGCCGGAAGUGCCGGCGCAGACCAGAACCCUGAGGGAGGGGGGGGCGGAGGGGGGAGGAGGGCCCGGGGGGGGGUUCUGGGGGUUCGAGGGGGGGCUCUGGGGGUCUCGAAGGGGGUCUCGAGUAGGGGGAGGGGGCACCCGGCCGCCAUUUGGCGUUGGAGGCGGAGCGGGAGCGGAGGCGCCUCCCCGGGGCCCCCCCCUCCCCUCCCGUCCUUCCGCCUCCUCCUCCUCCGCCCCCCCCUCGCCUCCCCCUCCCCCCGUGAGGCGCCGGGAGCGGCCGGGAGCGAUCGGACGCCGCCCCCGCCUCAGCGGCACCGUGGAAGUGGAGUGUGAGGAGGAGGAGGAGGGCCCCGCGCACACAGGUGCCGCGGCGCAGGUCCCGGCGGGCAGAAUGACCGGCUCCAGCCCCGUCUCUCCGGCCUCGUCCGCGGGGUCCCCGGGCAGCCCCUCCCCCCCCGGCCCCCCCCGGCCGGCCGCGCCCCCCGAGGGCCCCCCCGAGGGCCCCCCCGGGCCCCCCGAGCCCCCCUGGCUGUGGGAGCGCAGCCACGCCGAGAUCGCCGAGCAGGCCAAGCACGAGGCCGAGGUGGAGCACCGCGUGGCUGAGAUGAAGCGUGAGGGGUUUUGGUCGCUGCGGCGCCUGCCCAAGGUUCCGGAGCCGGCGCGGCCCAAGGUGCACUGGGAUUACCUGUGCGAGGAGAUGCAGUGGCUGGCCGCCGACUUCGCCCAGGAGCGCCGCUGGAAGAGGGGCGUGGCCAGGAAGGUGGUGCGGAUGGUGAUGCGGCACCACGAGGAGCAGCGGCAGCGCCAGGAGCGCGCCAAGCGCGAGGAGCAGGCCAAGCUGCGCCGCGUGGCGGCCGCCAUCGCCCGCGAGGUGCGGCACUUCUGGAGCAGCGUCGAGAAGGUGGUGCAGUUCAAGCAGCAGUCGCGGCUGGAGGAGAAGCGCAAGAAGGCGCUGGACCUGCAGCUGGAUUUCAUCGUGGGCCAGACCGAGCGCUACUCGGACCUGCUGAGCCGCAGCCUCAACGCCCCGCGGCACGGCGCCCGCACCUGCACAGCCCCGGCCGAGAGCCCCCCCCGGCCUCUCGGGGACCUGCUGGGCUCCCUCCCCCCGCAGGUGCUGAGGAGCUCUCGGGACCCUCCCCCGCCCUGGGGCCCCCGUGAGGAGGAUGAGGAGUUCGCAGCUGAGGAGGAGGAAGGUGAGGAUGAGGAGGACACGAUCGCGGCCCAGGAGCGCCUGGAGGGCGACGUCGAUCACCAGCAGGAGCUCGACGACCUGGCCAGGGAGGGUGCGCUGCCCAUGGAGGAGCUGCUGCAGCGUUACCGCGGCGCCUUCACUGACUCCGACUGCGACUCCGCCCCCGGCGCCAGCAGCACCCGCUCAGACUCACCUGGCGGUGACAGUGAGGAGGAUGAGGAUGAGGAAGACGACGAGGAGGAGGAGGAGGAGGAUGAGGCCGAUGACGAGGAGGAGGAGGAGGAGGGGGAGGGGCAAGAGGGUGGGGCUGGAGCGCCAGGGGAGGCUGGGGGGGGCGUGGCCCCACCCACACCUGCCCAGGUGGCCCCGGCCCCGGCCGCAGCUGCCGGCCCCGCCCCCAAGAAGGAGAUCAGCGACAUCGCGGCGGCCGCCGAGAGCCUCCAGCCGAAGGGCUACACCCUGGCCACCACACAGGUGAAGACGCCGAUCCCGCACCUGCUGCGCGGCACGCUGCGCGAGUACCAGCACAUCGGGCUGGACUGGCUGGUCACCAUGUACGAGAAGCAGCUCAACGGGAUCCUGGCCGACGAGAUGGGGCUGGGCAAGACCAUCCAGACCAUCUCCCUGCUGGCACACCUGGCCUGCGAGAAAGGUAGCUGGGGCCCUCACCUGAUCAUCGUGCCCACCUCGGUGAUGCUGAACUGGGAGAUGGAGCUCAAGCGUUGGUGCCCCAGCUUCAAAAUCCUCACCUACUACGGCGCCCAGAAGGAGCGGCGGCUCAAGAGACAGGGCUGGACGAAGCCGAACGCGUUCCACGUGUGCAUCACCUCCUACAAGCUGGUGCUGCAGGACCACCAGGCCUUCCGCAGGAAGAACUGGAAAUACCUGAUCCUGGACGAGGCCCAGAACAUCAAGAACUUCAAAUCCCAGCGCUGGCAGUCCCUGCUCAACUUCAACAGCCAGCGGCGGCUGCUGCUGACAGGUACGCCGCUGCAGAACUCGCUGAUGGAGCUCUGGUCGCUGAUGCAUUUCCUGAUGCCGCGCGUGUUCCAGUCCCACCGCGAGUUCCGCGAGUGGUUCCACAACCCCCUGACCGGGAUGAUCGAGGGCAGCCAGGAGUACAACGAGAGCCUGGUCAAGAGGCUGCACAAGGUGCUGCGGCCGUUCCUGCUGCGCCGGCUCAAGGUGGACGUGGAGAAGCAGAUGCCCAAGAAGUACGAGCACGUGCUCAGGUGCCGCCUGUCCAAGCGCCAGAGGUUCCUCUACGACGACUUCAUGGGCCAGGCCAGCACCAAGGCCACGCUGGCCAGCGGCCACUUCAUGAGCGUCAUCAACGUGCUGAUGCAGCUGCGCAAGGUGUGCAACCACCCCGACCUGUUCGAGCCCCGCCCCGUCACCUCCCCGCUCGUCACACCUGGCCUCAGCCUCGGCACCCCUGCCCUGGUGCUGCGCGCCCUGGAGCCACACCCCUUCCAGCAGGUGGACCUGUCCCCGUUCGAGCUGGUGGCGCUGGAGGCUCACCUGUCGCGCUACGCGGCCGAUUGGUUCCUGCCGCGCUUCCGCGUCACGCGGCGCCUCGUGGAGGACGUGGCCGCCGCCCCCGACCCCCCGCCACGCCCCAAACCCGUGCGCAUGAAGGUCAACAGGAUGCUCCAGCCGGUGCCGAAGGCGGAGCCCCGGGCGGUGCUGCUGCUCCCCGCCCCCCGCCCCGCCCCAGGGGGCGUGGCCUCACCAGCCCCCGCCCCUACUGCUCCAAACCCCGCCCUCUCCACGCCAAACCCCGCCCCCCUGCUGGUGGCCCCGCCUCUUGUCACGCUGGGCCACGCCCAGGCCCCGCCCCCCAGCGCUUGCCCCACCCCUUUGGUGACGCCUCAGGGGGCGGGGCUGAACCUGGGGCUGGGAUUGGCGCUGGCCCCUCCCAGGGCCACGCCCACGCUGCUGGCUCCACCCCCUGGAGGCCCCGCACAUGCCCUGCCAGCGGCGUCAUUGGCCACGCCCACCCCUGCAGGAGGCCCCGCCCCCGUGACCACGCCCACACCAAAUAUGGGCAAAGGGGCGGCUCCGGCCCCUCCCCCGGCCGUGGCCACCUUCGCGCUGCCCCAGCGGCUCCUGCUGGCCCCGGACAUGCAGGCCCGGCUGCCCUCGGGAGAAGUCGUCAGCCUGGGCCAGCUGGCGGCCCUGGCCCAGCAGCGCCCGCCAUUGGCCAGCGCCGCCGCAGGGGGCGGGGCCAAGGCCGCGCCCCUCCCCCCGCCGGCCCCGCCCCCCACCGCGCUGGCGCUGGCCCCGCCCCCGCCCCGCGGGCUCGCCCUGCCGGCGCCGCUGGUGAACAGUGCGGGGGUGGUGAAGAUCGUGGUGCGCCAGGGGCCCCCCCCCGCCCCUCCCCCACCCCCCGGCCCCUCCCCCGCCCCCCAGGGCCGCCCCCCCCCCCUGCUGCGGGUGCUGCCGGCCGCCCCUCCCCCCACCCCGGGACCCCCCCAGAGCGGAGCCGCGGCGCCAGAGACAGUUUUCGGGGAGUCGCUGGAGUCGCGGCGCGCGCGGGGCCGUGCGGAGCGGCUGGAGCGGCUGCUGCGGCUGAACGAGCUGCGCUGCGGCCUCAGCCCCGUCUACGGCCGCGAGGUGCUGGGGUUCCUGACGCUGCCGCCGCCCGCGCUCGGGGGGGCCCUGCAGGGCGCCCGUUUUUGGGGUUUUUGGGGUUUUUUUGGGGGGAUUUCAGGGAGUUUUCAGCAGGGUUUGUGUCAGGGUGAAAUUUCUCGAGAAGUGAAAAGGAAAAAAGACCCGUUUUGGGUGUGGCCAGGUGUUUUUGGGGGCGUCCCCAGGUAUAACCCAGGUGUAUCCCAGGUGUCCCAGGUGUAUCCCAGGUGUAUCCCAGGUGUGUCCCAGGUGUCCCAGGUGUGUCCCAGGUGUAUCCCAGGUGUCCCAGGUAUAACCCAGGUGUGUCCCAGGUGUAUCCCAGGUGUAUCCCAAGUGUCCCAGGUGUCUCAGGUGUGUCCCAGGUGUAUCCCAGGUGUAUCCCAGGUGUGUCCCAGGUGUGACCCCCCCCUGCCCGGCAGGUUCCUGGUGGCGGUGCCGGCGGUGGCGUCGCGGGGCGUGUCCCUGCACAGCGGCCGCCCCCCGCCCUGGGCGCAGCGGCAGCGGCAGCGCCUGGAGCAGCGGCUGCAGGAGGAGCUGCGGGGGCGGCUCCCGGGGGGGCUCCUGCACCUGCAGGGACCCCGCAGCCACUUCCCCGACCCCCGCCUGGUGCAGUACGACUGCGGUAAGCUGCAGGCCCUGGACGUGCUGCUGCGGCGGCUGCGGGCCGGGGGGCACCGGGUGCUGAUCUUCACGCAGAUGACGCGGAUGCUCGACGUGCUCGAGCGCUUCCUCACCUUCCACGGCCACAUCUACCUGCGCCUGGACGGCUCCACCCGCGUGGAGCAGAGACAGGCCCUGAUGGAGCGCUUCAACGCCGACAAGCGAAUCUUCUGCUUCAUCCUCUCCACGCGCUCGGGCGGCGUCGGCGUCAACCUGGCGGGGGCCGACACCGUGGUGUUCUACGACUCGGACUGGAACCCCACCAUGGACGCGCAGGCGCAGGACAGGUGUCACCGCAUCGGCCAGACCCGCGACGUCCACAUCUACAGGCUGAUCAGCGAGCGCACGGUGGAGGAGAACAUCCUCAAGAAGGCCAACCAGAAACGGCUGCUGGGGGACAUGGCCAUCGAGGGCGGCAACUUCACCACGGCCUACUUCAAACAGCAAACCAUCCGCGAGCUGUUCGACAUGGCGCCCGAGGAGCGCGAGCGCGACGGGGAGCGCGACGGGGACGGGGACAGGGACAGGGACAGGGACAGGGACAGGGACGGCCCCGCCGAGGAUGACGAGGACCCCGCGGCCACCAGGAGGACGCACAUCCUGGAGCAGGCGCUGUGCGGGGCCGAGGACCCCGAGGACAUCCGGGCGGCGUCGCAGGCGCAGGCGGAGCACGUGGCGGCGCUGGCCGAGUUCAGCGAGUCGCUGAGCCCCGAGGAGGGGGGAGCCGCCCCCGAGGGCCCCGAGGAGGAGCUGAGCAAGGCCGAGCUGGAGGAGCUGCGGGGGCGCUGGCGGGAGCUGGAGGAGCGCGAGCGCCGCGAGAGCAAGAAGCUGGCGGAUGAGGAGGCGCUGCGGCGGCUGCGCCUGAGCGAGGAGCAGAUCGAGCACCUGCAGCGACGGCUGGCGGCCACCAAACAGGAGGAGGAGGCGCUGCUGUCGGAGAUGGACGUGACGGGCCAGGCCUUCGAGGACAUGCAGGAGCAGAACCUGCGGCUGCUGCAGCAGCUGCGCGAGAAGGACGACGCCAACUUCAAGCUGAUGUCGGAGCGCAUCAAGGCCAACCAGAUCCACAAGCUGCUGCGCGAGGAGAAGGACGAGCUGGCCGAGCAGGUGCUCGCCCUCAAGGCGCAGGUGGAGGCGCAGCUGCAGGUGGUGCAGAAGCUGGAGGAGAAGGAGCGGGGCCUGCAGAGCGCCCUGGGCGCGGUGGAGAAGGAGCUGAGCCUGCGCUCGCAGGCGCUGGAGCUGCACAAGAGGAAGGUGAGGGGCCUCAGGUGGGCUCAGGUGUGUCCAGGUGUGUCCCCAGGUGUGUCCAGGUUGUCCCAGGUGUCCCCAGGUGAGCCAGGUGUGUCCCCAGGCGGUGGAGGCGGCCCAGCUGGAGGCCGAGGACCUGCGGGCGCAGGGCGAGCACGUGCAGGCGCGGCUGCGGGAGCUGCAGGUGUGCGCGGCCGAGAACCGCGCGGCCAAGGACAAGGAAUCGCUCAGCCUCAAACGCGCACAGGAGGAGCUGUCGCGGCUGCGCCGGAAGCUGGAGAAGCAGCGCAAGGUCGAGGUUUACGCCGACGCCGACCAGAUCCUGCAGGAGGAGAUCAAGGAGUACCGGGCCCGGCUGACCUGUCCGUGCUGCAACGCCCGCAAGAAGGACGCGGUGCUGACCAAGUGCUUCCACGUCUUCUGCUUCGAGUGCGUCAAGAGCCGCUACGACACGCGGCAGCGCAAGUGCCCCAAGUGCAACGCGGCCUUCGGCGCCCACGACUUCCACCGCGUCUACAUCAGCUGAGCGCCCCGAGUGACCGCUGAGUGACCGCUGAGUGA